AUGGUUGAAGGAAGGCAUAUGAGGAGCCCUGAUUUUGUGAGUGACUGGUUAUAUCUCUCAGUGGACAAAGGAAGGGAUUUGCUCAAGGUUCCUCACGGACUUGGAGUGGUGCCCGUGUUAGUUCAAGUCGCGACCAAACCUCCUUCUGGACCCAAUAAGGACUUUGUUUUUAAUGGCAUUGGCGAAAUUCCUCGAGAUGAUGAUUUUGAUGAACCUUAUGGAGCCGUUUCUUACUUGUACGACAAGGAAUUUGUCUUGGUAACAACAAUGUCGCGUGGAAAUGAUCUUCAUGGAAAGGCAAUAUUAACAAUGAAUAAUAGGUAUUUUGUUGGCCCGAACUCUCAGACAAGUGACGAUUGCUAUGUUCAAAUAUUGGCAUGGAAACCAACCUCUCUGCCUGAGCCUGAUUUUCAUGUUGAUAACAUAUCAGUCAAGUCAGGUUGUUCAAAAGGUUCAGGAUUCAUCUGUUACUAUGAUAAAUCUUUCGAACAUGGAAUUCUUAUGUAUGGAUUCAACAAGACAACAUUCCGAAUAUGGACGGAAAUACAGCUGCUGAACUCCCACUAUCUUUACUAUGCGGGCGAUGGGUCAGGAUUCGGGAUCCAAGUGCAACAUGGAACGCUAGAAAUACUGGCUUGGAAAGAGAUGACCUUAGCACCAACAGAGACAAUUAAUCUGUUUCUGGGGACACAUGCUAAAGAACGUUUUGAUCAGGAAAAGCUCAUGUCGACCGAAACAAGAGGCCACAAUUACUUUGUUCAACUUUGGGCCACCGCUCGAAGUGGGCCGAAUGUUCACUAUCGAUUUCUAGCCAGUGGUUCGAUGGCUUCCACAUCCGAUCCCAAAAUAUCACCAUGCACGUUUGGUGGCAUCGAAUUCGCAUAUUCUGAUACCGCUCUGAGACUCUGGAAGCCAAACAACAGCUUUAAUCGAGCUUCUAUCAUUUGUGUCCCAAACAUUUUUGCUGGCGGAAAAUAUUCACAAAGCUCGAACGAUGCUUUUGCUGUUGCCCAUGUGUGGAUAACUGUGGAUCACAAUUUGCAUGCAGAAUGCAACACAACUCAAGACUGUUUGGAUGGAAAUUCAGCAUGCAGCAAUAAUUUCACAUGUCAAUGCCAAGCAGGGUUUAAGGAAAUCCACCGAGAAGAAAACAUAACGGUUAAAAACAAG
Molecule: messenger RNA, 1170 nt
Organism: Dreissena polymorpha
Lineage: Eukaryota; Metazoa; Mollusca; Bivalvia; Myida; Dreissenidae
Exons: 7
Source: RefSeq, a predicted model, not a curated record